AUGUUCAGCGGCAUCGAGAAUUUUGACACGCAGGACGGGCCGACACUCGUCGAGAUCCACGGCAUGCUCGCCUCCGGCGCGACUGCAGAGCUCAAGUACCGCGCUGUCGGCGGCGCCGAGCUGCCUCGAUUCCCGCCGUCGCGACAGGGCGCCUUUGGCUUUGCACUUCCCGAAGGCGCGCACGCGGCGGCGCCGCCCCCCUCGCUCGCCGACACUUGGGAGGGCUCGGACGGCGCGCGCGCGCACCUCGCCGCCGUGGGUUUGGAGGACGACAGCGUCGCCCUGUACGACCUCUCCGCGCAGAGCUGGUCGCCCACCCGGCUCGCCCACGGCGGUAUGCGCAGCGUGACUUGCCUCGCGUGGCAGCCGCUGGCCGCCGGAAGCCUCGCCAUCGGGGCGGGCGGGGGCUUGUUUCUGUGGCGGCUCUCCUUCUCGCUCGCGGGCGGAGAAGUGGGCGGCGCCUCGCUCCUGCAGCGGAUCGCCUCGCCCCCCGUCGCGGCACUGACCUGGCACCCGCUCGGCGACUGGCUCGCUCUCGGCUCGCGGCACCGGCCCGCCGUCGCCAGCCUCGGCGCGGGGAGGCUGGCGGUCGGCUGGUCGGUCCGCGCACUCGGGCCAGUGCGUGGGCAUGCCUCGGGCGAGCCGCUCGUCUCGCUCCGCUUCACGGGCGGCCUCCCCCGCGGCUCUCUCCUCUCGAUGGCGUGGGGCGACGGCAGGGUGACCCUCGCCCCCCUCUACGAUGCCGAGGGCUGA
This is a messenger RNA of Emiliania huxleyi CCMP1516, 753 nucleotides long. RefSeq lists its product as hypothetical. The transcript is spliced from 5 exons. Gene Ontology annotation, biological process: nucleocytoplasmic transport. Gene Ontology annotation, molecular function: protein binding. NCBI's taxonomy places the organism in Eukaryota, Haptophyta, Isochrysidales, Noelaerhabdaceae. Gene Ontology annotation, cellular component: nuclear pore. The record is from RefSeq and is a predicted model, not a curated record. Bases 1 to 753 code for a protein of 250 amino acids.